CGCAUAGAGCGGACCGUAACAUCGGUCCGGAAUUGUUCUCACUCUUACACUAGGGGUAUAGUGUGAGGAUCGACUUCUCAACAAAUUUAGACGGUCAAUAUUGGCGCAUCGGCUUUGAUUGUUUUUGAUCGUGAAACAGAUAACGAUGACAGAAAACCGAGGGCAGUUAGAAAGCAUACUAGGAGCAUUACUUGCGCGCCGAAAAUCCCAAAGCAAGCUCAGGAUGUUGAACAUUGCUCCUGGCAGCAGCGUCGACUUCUCUUCCAAUGGAUAUCUAUCAUUAUCAACAAAUCUAGCAGUGCAGAAGGCAUUGUUGUGUCGUCUAGAAGCCCAGGUGGCAGAAUCGAAUAGUCCUGGAUCUCGCAAGUCUAUCCUUGGCUCGGGAGGUUCUCGUCUCCUCGAUGGAAAUUCCUCUUUCGCGGAGGCACUUGAAGCGAAAAUUGCCAAUUUUCAUAAAUCAGAAGCUGCGCUUUUAUUUACUUCUGCGUAUGACGCUAAUACCGGAUUGCUCGGCUGCGUUCCGCAGCCUGGAGAUGUGAUCGUUUACGAUGAGCUCAUACAUGCGAGCGUUCAUGAAGGGAUGCGUAUAAGUCGCGCUGCGAAAAGAAUUCCUUUCGCGCACGAUUCCGUCUCCGCAACCCACUACUCCCAGAAUGCUGGUAAUAGAAUAAAGAAGCCGAGCCGCCAGAGCAAGAAUCAGGGACUAGACGAUGUCCUCAAGCAACUUUCCAGCGAUGAACGUGUCGCCAGGGGUAAAACAAAUGUUUUUAUCUGUGUUGAGGGUUUAUACAGCAUGGACGGCGAUAUCCCAUUGUUAGAAGAUAUUGUUAAGGCCGUCGAUCGGCGCUUACCGUCUAGAAAUGGAUACAUCAUAGUAGACGAAGCGCAUUCAGUAGGCACGUUUGGCGACAAGGGCCGAGGGUUAGUGUGUCAGCUAGGCUUGGAAGAUCGAGUGUGGGCGAGAGUGAUUGGGUUUGGGAAAGCAUUGGGUUGUGCAGGAGGUGUUGUCCUCUGCUCAUCCACCACAAGGUCAUAUUUAAUAAACUACGCCAGAAGUCUUAUCUACACUACAUCGAUGGCCUUUACGUCGCUGGCUAGUAUAGAUGUAGUUUACGAUUAUCUCAUCAGUGGCCAGUCCGACCUGUCACGCCACAAUCUAGAGGCGCUUAUACGAUACACACAUCGCCAACUUUACGCUCUCUACACUCAUUUACAUCCCGACCGGUCCAUACUUCACGUUGAUGAGACGCCUUUCAGAUCGCCUAUCAUACCAAUUUUCACUAUAUACCCUCGUGAUCUUGCGGGACAUUGCCAGCGAUCUGGUUUCAUGGUCCGACCUAUUGUGGCUCCGACCGUACCCGCUGGGAGUGAACGAGUAAGAGUCUGUUUACAUUCUGCUAAUACAAAGGAGCAGGUUGAUGGUCUGUGUACCGCAAUUGAAGUGUGGGUGCAGAGUCGAGUGGUCGCGACAUCCGAGACCCGUGAUAAUUAUUUGGAGGCUACCAAUGUAUUGACCAAGCAAGACAAGCCGCAGCUCUAGCGUCUAGUCUAGGAUGUACGGCAGCUAACUAUGUACUGGAAGCUGGUGGAGAUUUGUCAAAACUCUUCAUGGGUUCUAAUCCCCAUCGUUCAAACAAGACUUUAUCCUCAUCCCAACCAUUGCAUUCCGUCGUCAACAUCUUUUCACCUGU
Messenger RNA from Hypoxylon trugodes, 1691 nucleotides. Its product is annotated as PLP-dependent transferase. The transcript is spliced from 2 exons. NCBI's taxonomy places the organism in Eukaryota, Fungi, Ascomycota, Sordariomycetes, Xylariales, Hypoxylaceae. The record is from RefSeq and is a predicted model, not a curated record. Gene Ontology annotation, biological process: biosynthetic process. The coding region runs from base 146 to 1540 and encodes 464 amino acids. Gene Ontology annotation, molecular function: pyridoxal phosphate binding.